AUGUUUCCCUGGGCCCUUCGCCACCUUCCGGGACCGCACCAGGAGAUAUUUAGGUAUCAAAAGGCUGUGCGGGGCUUCAUCUGCCAGGAGAUCAUCAGGAACAAGCUCAGGGCACCUGAGGCCCCCAAGAACUUCAUCAGCUGCUACCUGGCCCAGAUCACCAAGGCCAUGGAUGACCCUGUUUCCACAUUCAACGAAGAGAACCUGAUCCAGGUGGUGAUUGACCUGUUUCUGGGAGGCAUCGAUACCACGGCCACCACCCUGCACUGGGCACUCAUCUACAUGGUCCAGUACAGAGCUGUCCAGGAGGAGGUACAGCAGGAGCUGGAUGCAGUGCUGGGUGCUGCCCAAGCAAUUUGCUACAAAGACCGUGAGAGACUGCCCUAUACCCACGCCGUCCUCCACGAGGUGCAGCGGCUCAGCAGUGUCGUGGCUGUGGGCGCUGUGCGCCAGUGCAUGACCUCCACCUGUGUGUGCGGCUACCCCGUGCCCAAGGGCACCAUCAUCUUGCCUAACCUGGCCUCCGUGCUCUAUGACCCCGAGUGCUGGGAGACCCCUCGACAGUUCAACCCUCGCCACUUCCUGGACAAGGAUGGAAACUUCAUGCCCAAUAAGGCCUUCCUGCCAUUCUCUGCAGGGCAUCGCAUGUGCCCAGGGGAUCAGCUGGCUCGAAUGGAGCUCUUCCUGAUGUUUGCCACCCUCCUCAAGACCUUUAGGUUCCAAUUGCCAGAGGGGAGCCCAGGUCUCAGGCUAGAGUAUAUCUUUGGGGGCACUCUGCAGCCCCAGCCUCAGGAGAUCUGUGCAGUGCCCCGCCUGAGCAGCACCUGCCCAGGUACUAGGGAGGAGGGCCUGUAG
Messenger RNA from Galeopterus variegatus (Sunda flying lemur), 855 nucleotides. RefSeq names its product cytochrome P450 2J2-like. Gene Ontology annotation, biological process: xenobiotic metabolic process; arachidonate metabolic process. Lineage: Eukaryota; Metazoa; Chordata; Mammalia; Dermoptera; Cynocephalidae. Gene Ontology annotation, cellular component: intracellular membrane-bounded organelle; cytoplasm. The transcript is spliced from 5 exons. Bases 1 to 855 code for a protein of 284 amino acids. Gene Ontology annotation, molecular function: oxidoreductase activity, acting on paired donors, with incorporation or reduction of molecular oxygen, reduced flavin or flavoprotein as one donor, and incorporation of one atom of oxygen; iron ion binding; heme binding. The record is from RefSeq and is a predicted model, not a curated record.